CGUGGGUGUGGAUCAGGGCAGCCUGCCUGGAUGAGGCAGCCUCGAAGCUGUUAGAGGGGUGUUGCUGGAAGAGGCGGAAGGCCUGGCCCAGGGUCCUCCUGCCCCUGGUGAUGACCGUCUCCGCCACCGUCUCCCCCCUGCCCACCCCCGACACCCAGAACCCCAACCAGUGAGCAGGCUGCAGGCUGGAAUCCGCUGCCCGGAGCAACCAGGCAAACAGAACCCCGCCAGGUUCUCAGCCUGUGCUCUGGUUGGGCCACUUGUGCUCCCACUGCCCCCUGGACCAGGCCUCCCGCCACCCCAUGCAGCACCCCAAAUCCUUCUAUGCUUCUGCAGUUCCCCAGGAAGGCUUCAGCCCCCAGAGUCUGGAGGGGGCUGAGGUGCUGGGCAGCCAGUCCGCUCCCACCUGCACCGAGCCUCCUCCCGCCAUGGCCUCACUGAACCUCUAUCACCCCCCAAACCCAGAGGAAGAGGUGUUUCCAGCCCCUCCAGCAGGUUUCCAGAUGGCCCCAUGCGGGUGCUUUUUCGACCCCCGCAUCUAUCGGAUCGAGUGGACCACUCCCGACCUGGGCCAGUCGGCCCUGUACAAGCCGGCAGCGAGUGGCAGGGGGCCAAUGGGGUGCCCUUCCACCCCAGGCAGCUACCUCCCGGGGCGGCCCCCAUACCCCCACUACCAGCCAGUACCCGGGGUGCCCCAGUUCCUCCUGCCCUACUUCCCACCUGAGGGCCCUGGGCCAGAGGCUCUGGGCUUUGCAGGGGACUCGGGGCCCACCGCCUUCAUGGAGCUACCCCUGCUGCCACUCGAGGAAGGCAUGGCCCCACCGCCAGCCCCACCCCCCAAGGAGAACAAGCUGCCCCCUGUACUCAUCCCGCGGCCUGCAGAGUCCAUGCUGCCCCUGGACACCUACAGCUGCCUCCAGGGCCACCCUGGCCACUUCCCUGGGCCUGAACCCCUGGACUUCCCCACCAAGGAGCCGCAAGGCAGUGGGGCCGGGCCCGGGGUGCUGCUGUACCCACCCAGCUCCAGUGAGCCCAAGGUGGCCAAGGCCAAGGAGGGGGCCCUGCUGGGGGCGGGCGAGGCCAAGGCACUCCCAGACAAGGUUCUGCUGGAGGACGCCAUGAAGCUCUUUGACUGCCUGCCGGGCACCACCAAGCCCAACAGGACCCCGCGCAAGGUCCCCAGGCCGGCCCUGCCUGACGACGGUGGCAGGAACUCGGCCGACGACAUCCGCUCGCUGUGUCUGCCUGAGGAGCUGCUGUCCUUCGACUACAGCGUGCCUGAGAUCCUGGACACUGUGUCCAGUGUCGACCUCUUCAACUUCAAGGCGCUGGAGGAGGAGCAGCUGCCCCGCCAGGGGCCCCCUGUUGCCAAUGCUGUGGCCCCCAUUCUGUCCCGCAAGAGAAAGGCCUCAACAGCCAAGAAGGGAAAACCGGGAGGGAAGGCCAGCCAGCCCGCAGGCCCAGCCAGCGCCACUCCCCUGGGGCCCAGGCAGGACCUGGGAGCUGCCCCCCAUUAAAGCGCAUUUCACCUUUUA
This is a messenger RNA of Callithrix jacchus (white-tufted-ear marmoset), 1535 nucleotides long. It is a transcript of the gene PRR22, whose product is annotated as proline rich 22. NCBI's taxonomy places the organism in Eukaryota, Metazoa, Chordata, Mammalia, Primates, Cebidae. The record is from RefSeq and is a predicted model, not a curated record.